AUGAUUUUCCCCGUAACUAAACUUGCCCUGCUCGCUGUUAUAUCAGGCGUCUGGGGGCAUGCCGUUGUGGAGGAUCCCCCUCCUCGCAAAACGGGUCCAGCUCACGAAGCCGCGUGCGGUUCAGCAGUCGUGGACGUCCUCGAGAGUGACAUUGCCGGCCCUAUAGAGAACGCUGUGCAGGAAACCGACGCCGACUACAAGUGCAAUGCCUUCCUUUGCAGAGGAUAUCAGUUCGAAGAUAAUACCGAUAAUGUCCAAGUUCUUAAGGCUGGCGAAGUUCUCUACUUCCACAUCAACUUGAUUGCCGGUCACCAUCCCGGUUAUGCUAACGUAUCGGUCGUUAACACGGCCACAAACGAGAUCAUCGGCGAGCCGCUCCGCUCAUGGGAUAACUGGCCAGACCAUCUCUCGGGCCCACCCCGUGACGAUAUUGACUACAACGUGACCAUUCCAGACUCUCUCGGUUCCACGUGUAGCCAGGCCGGCGAUUGCGUGAUACAGUGGUAUUGGUAUGCCAGCGGGAACAAGCAAACUUAUGAAAGUUGCCAUGACUUCUAUGUUGAGUCCUAA
This is a messenger RNA of Aspergillus pseudotamarii, 570 nucleotides long. RefSeq lists its product as uncharacterized. The record is from RefSeq and is a predicted model, not a curated record. Lineage: Eukaryota; Fungi; Ascomycota; Eurotiomycetes; Eurotiales; Aspergillaceae. Bases 1 to 570 code for a protein of 189 amino acids. The transcript has 5 exons.